AUGUCCGACGGCAUGAUGCGGCAUCCCGCGUGCGUCGGGCUGUCGGCAGGACUGCUACUGAACACGGGAGCUGCCGCGGCCGAGCCGCUCGCUGUGGCGCGACUCCCCCCGUACCGUACAGUACACUCGUUACUCGUCAUGGGCGAGGUCGUCGCGGUCAUGGCGGUUUUGCCAAAUCGCUGGCUCGUGUUCGACGUCGGACUCGUGCUCCUCAUCAUCUACUACGCCUUUCCGGCCUCGGCAACAUCCGGCACCGCAGCUGUCGAGCGCCGCUCUACUGGUCUCGUGACAGACGCAGCGCCGGUCAGUGCACCCGCCUGGUCGCUCCAGGACCCCAGGAAAGGUGACGAGGCUGGAGGCCAAGGCGUCAGCGACGACGACAGCCAACCACAGGUCCAAAAAGAGGGCAAGGGAGGCGCCGACUUCCACGUGGUCGACUCGCCGCAGCACCCUGCGCUGGCGGCGUACAACGCGUCGGCGCAGGCGGGCGGCUCGUCGCACUUCGUCAAGCUGCCGAUGCUGCGCCACUUCCUCGCCGUGUACGACCAGGUCCUCUUCAUCGACGACGACGUCCUGCUGUCGCCCUUCGCGCCAGACUUGUUCGCCCAGGUGGACUGCCGCUCGCUCGGCGCGGUGGUGGAGGCGUACCACGUGCAGGGCUGGCACACGAUGCACGCAAAGUCGCUCUGCCAGAUCUACGGCCUCUCGCGUGACAGCUGCUCCAACGUCGCGCUCAAGCGGCAGCGCAUCUUCAACUCGGGCAACACGGCUCCCUCCCCGCCGCAUCGCCGCGGCCACAGCUGGGACAAGGAGCCGCUGCGGUGCAAGAUCCUCUGCGACCAGCUCUUCAUGAACGCGAUGCUGCGCAAGCGCGGCGGCUCCGACGCGUGCGUCGCCCACUUGACCAUCCUACCGAGCAAGAGUGUCUCCGCCGCCUACCUGCUGCGGCGCUCCCUCCUCUCCCGCGACAUCCUGCAGUGCGCGGGCAAGGGCGGGCCGGUCGACGCGGCGGCGAUGCUCGCGCAGCUGCCGCCAAAGGAGGCGGCAGCCUCGGACGCAGACGUGCAGAAGCUCUGGUGUAAGGGCCAGUCCGUCGGGUGCGCCAUCGUGCCAGCCCCGACCUCGGGCGAGGCCGCGCUGCCCUCGCCAGGGCUGCAGGCAGCCGCCGGGCCAGCUGGUGGAGCUGGCUCCAGUGGCGGCGGCACCUCUCCUCUGGCCGCGCUCGUGCCGUCCGGCCCGACCGACGAGCUGCCGGAGGCGGCGCUCGCGGUGAUGCGGCGCGCGGCUGCGGCGGCGUGGGACGGCAAGACGGUGACGCUGCUUUUCGCGACGAGCAGUUUCCUCGACCUCGCCCUCAACUGGUGCCAGGCCACGCGCGCGCUCGGGCUGCGCAACUUUGUGCUUGUCGCGAUGGACAAGGCGCUCGGCGCGACGCUCGGCCGCUUCGACGCCCCGCCCGGCCUGCUGCUGCCGCGCGUGGCGAGCGGGAGCGUGAGCAUCACCAAGCUCAACGUGAUCGGGGAGCGGCAGCGAUUCGGGCUCCGCGUGCUCGAGGCGGGCUUCAACGUCCUCUUUGCCGACCUGGACGCGGUCUUUCUGCGCUCACCCGAGCCUUUGCUUCGCGACGGUGACAUCAUCGGCGAGCGCAUCUGGGGCCGGCCGCGCAACGUCGUCAAGAAGUGGGGCGCCGCCAUCUGCACCGGCUUCUACUUUCUACGUGCGACUGCGGCCAACGUGGCCAUCUUCCGCAAGACGCAGUUCCUCAUCGCCGAGAAGCGGCAGAAGCAGCCACGCUGGCAGGCGUCCGACCAGUGGGCCAUCAACAACGCGCUCGACCAGCAGGUCGUCGACUGGAGCGGCGGCAGCCGCAUGAAGUCGAACGCCGACUUCCAGGCAAAGUACUACGACAACACGUCGCACGUCGGCUACACGCGGCUCGUCCGCUCCAAGUUUGUGGUGCUGCCGCACGUGGCAGUGGCGCGCUCGUGCCCGGUGCUCAAGUACAACACGACCCGCCCGCCGGCGAGCGACAAGGCGGAGCUGCGGAAGUGGCGGCUGUGGCAACACCUGCUCAAGCACUCGUUCGUGUUGCACUGCUUCCCGCCAGACUCGAUGCCAUGCGGCAUGUCGGUCAAGCACGGCGAGAAGGGGUGCGACAAGUCUGUGGUGAUGGGCCACCCCACCCACAUCCACGGCGAAGUGGUCUUCGACCAGCGGCAGGGACUAUGGUUUAUGAAGGAGGGGUGGGAGGAGGCGAUCGCCACGCCGGCGAUCAAGGAUUUUUGGGCGUGGCUCGAGUCGCAGUACAAUGGGCUCGUGCCGGGCCGCACGUCGUCAGCGUGA
Molecule: messenger RNA, 2343 nt
Organism: Emiliania huxleyi CCMP1516
Lineage: Eukaryota; Haptophyta; Isochrysidales; Noelaerhabdaceae
Exons: 8
Coding region: 1-2343 (780 amino acids)
Cellular component (GO): Golgi apparatus
Molecular function (GO): glycosyltransferase activity
Source: RefSeq, a predicted model, not a curated record